UAUCGUCAAAGGGGUAAUGAAAAAAAAUCAAGGGGAUACCCUAUUUCGGCCACCACUGAAGAAUAUCGAAUGCGCUGAGUACAUCGUCAAAUGUAUGAAAGCCUGCUGGCACGAAGAUCCAGAUCAGAGACCAGACAUCAGAUAUGUUAGAGUGAGACUGAAAGAAAUGCAGGCUGGAUUGAAACCCAACAUUUUUGACAAUAUGUUAGCUAUAAUGGAAAAAUAUGCCUAUAAUCUAGAAGGAUUAGUACAAGAAAGAACUAAUCAACUGACUGAAGAGAAGAAGAAAACGGACGCUCUCCUCCAUAGAAUGUUGCCAAAGACUGUUGCGGAUGCUCUGAAAAAGGGAGAGAAGGUUGAAGCUGAAUCUUUUGAAUGUGUGACAAUAUACUUCAGUGAUAUCGUUGGAUUCACAGAAUUGUCUGCUGUUAGUACUCCUUUACAAGUAAUCGAUUUGCUCAAUGAUCUUUACACUUGUUUUGACUCAAUCAUAUCCCACUACGACGUUUAUAAGGUCGAAACAAUCGGAGACGCUUACAUGGUUGUGAGUGGUUUGCCAUUGAGAAAUGGCGAUCGACAUGCUGGUGAAGUAGCUUCCAUGGCGCUCCAUUUGCUCACUAAAAUAAAAAAAUUCCAGAUCAAACAUAGACAGGGUGAAGUUUUACAACUGAGGAUAGGAAUUCACUCAGGUCACGUGGUUGCUGGUGUGGUCGGUCUAAAGAUGCCCAGGUACUGUCUCUUUGGAGAUACGGUGAACACUGCAUCCAGGAUGGAAAGUUCAGGUCAAGCUUUCAGAAUUCACAUAUCGCAUGCAACUUAUUUGCUUUUACAAAGACUUGGUGGAUAUACUUGUGAGGAGAGAGGAGUUAUACCCAUCAAGGUGAGAAUCAUGGAGGAGGGAACUGAUAAAUUUAUUUUUUUCGGUAGUAUCAGCACCCAAAGAAUUGUUGAAUAUCAUAACGCAAUCUUUGUUGAAUUCAGCGAAAAGGGACCAA
This is a messenger RNA of Leptinotarsa decemlineata (Colorado potato beetle), 995 nucleotides long. It is a transcript of the gene Gyc32E, whose product is annotated as Guanylyl cyclase at 32E. Gene Ontology annotation, biological process: intracellular signal transduction; cGMP biosynthetic process; protein phosphorylation. Gene Ontology annotation, cellular component: plasma membrane. Gene Ontology annotation, molecular function: guanylate cyclase activity; peptide receptor activity; protein kinase activity. NCBI's taxonomy places the organism in Eukaryota, Metazoa, Arthropoda, Insecta, Coleoptera, Chrysomelidae. The record is from RefSeq and is a predicted model, not a curated record.